Molecule: messenger RNA, 1774 nt
Organism: Abrus precatorius (Indian licorice)
Lineage: Eukaryota; Viridiplantae; Streptophyta; Magnoliopsida; Fabales; Fabaceae
Product: exocyst complex component EXO70A1-like
Exons: 1
Coding region: 63-1769 (568 amino acids)
Biological process (GO): exocytosis
Cellular component (GO): exocyst
Molecular function (GO): phosphatidylinositol-4,5-bisphosphate binding
Source: RefSeq, a predicted model, not a curated record
CUUCGGACACACAACCAUAGUCAAUCCCUUCGUCUCAAAAGUCUCCAAUUCCGAUUCCAGUGAUGGACAACUUACCCUACGAAAUCAUUCUCCGGUGGGACUCCGAGGAAGCCCGAAAGAAGAUGAUUUUCGCCGGCGACCGGCAAGAGGCGGAGCGCUACCUUCAAGCCGUCGACGAAAUCCAGCGCUCCGGCAACCAGAGUGCUAUCCCCAUCGCCAUGGCACGCUUGGAAAACGAAUUUCGCAAUAUUCUCAUUUCCCGUAGCAAGCCCAUUUCCUUCCUUCACCAUAUCCACGCCAAAGAAGAAGAAGAAGAAGAAGCUCAACAUGGUUGUGCUUGCUUCAGUCAUCCACGCUUUAACACUUCAGCUUCAGGAAAACGACAAGAUGAUUAUGAUCCUUUUGAUGAUUGUAAUUUUCUUUAUUCUCUUAGGUUGGACAAGACUAAUAAGCUAGGUUAUAGUAUUGGUGCUAUAAACGACCUGCGUUGCAUCGCCGAAAGGAUGAUAUCGUCUGGGCACUUGUGCCAGUGCAUCGAGGUCUAUGGCACUGUGAGGAAAUCCAUUAUCGAUGCCUCUCUUCGGAGGCUGGGCAUCAGUCAUGUUAACCUUCCGCUUGACGCCAAGAUCCGCCGCUGGAGAGAGGUUGCUAAGGUCUGUGUAUUCACCUUCUUCCCCCGUGAGAAGAAGCUUUGUGAGGAAAUCUUUAGUGGGGUUGGUGAUGAUAUUGAUCAUGCUUGCUUCAUGGAAACUAUGAAGGAAUCUGCCAUUCAGCUUCUCAACUUCGCUGACGCUAUUUUCACAGCCACGACCUCAUCGCCUCAGAAGCUGUUCAGGAUUCUAGACCUGUAUCAAGCUUUGGCUGAUUUGAUACCUCAUUUUGAUAAUAUCUUUGACCAUAAAUUAUGUGAGUCCAUCCGUGUUCUCGCUACUAAUAUUCUGUCUCGAUUGUCUGAGGCUGCAAGGCACACUUUCUUCCGGUUUGAGAAUGCUGUGCUUGGGGACACAUCUGAGUCUGAGGUUCCUAUCCCUGCAAAUGGGACAAUUCAUCCCUUGACUACCUAUGCGAUGGAUUAUUUAUGUUUUAUCUGUGAUUACAAGCAAACUUUGAAUGGUCUUAUACUGCCUAAGCCAUCAAUGGAGUCUAUUUUCACCCUGGAUAUGCAUUUUGCUCAGGAAGAAGGGGAAGACCGAUUGACUAUUUGCUUAACUUUGAUUAUUGGGAUAUUGCUAAUUAAGUUGUAUGGUAAGUGCAAGCAUUAUAAGGACGAGUCUUUGUCUCAUCUGUUCAUGAUGAACAAUGUCCACUACAUUUUUAAGAGGGUGAGAGGGCAUUCUGAAUUGAGGGACAUGAUUGGAGAUGGUCAUUUGAAAAACCUGGAGAGGAAAUUCAAUCAGGCUGCUGUUAGCUACGAGAAAUCAACUUGGGGGAGGGUGUUGGAUUGUUUAACGGAGGAGGAACUGUAUUUGAAAAAAGGUGGCAAGAUGUCAAUGUCGAAAAGUGCUUUGAGAAAAAAAAUUAAGGCAUUCAAUGUCUUGUUUGAAAAGGUUCAUAGGACUCAGGCUGUCUGGUCAAUACCGGAUUUAGAACUUAGAAAUAGCCUUCAAAUGUCCAUAACAAAGAAACUGAUCCCAGCGUAUAGGUCAUUUGUUAGGCGGCAUGGGAAGAUGGAAUUGAGUGGAACAUAUGUAAUGGGCCAUGCUAAGUAUUCUCAGCUGGAUCUGCAUGCUGCUGUUUUUGAUUUUUUUAAAGGAAAACCUACUUCCUAGCACUU